Messenger RNA from Phyllostomus hastatus (greater spear-nosed bat), 600 nucleotides. RefSeq names its product MORN repeat containing 5 (gene MORN5). The record is from RefSeq and is a predicted model, not a curated record. NCBI's taxonomy places the organism in Eukaryota, Metazoa, Chordata, Mammalia, Chiroptera, Phyllostomidae.
AUGGAGUACACGGGGAGCGAAUAUAUUGGGGAAUUGGUAGAUGGGAGGAUGGAGGGCCAUGCCGAAUACAUCCUCCCUACUGAAACAAGAUAUGUCGGGGAAAUGAAGGACGGCAUGUUUCAUGGCCAAGGAACCCUGUACUUCCCCAGCGGGAGCCGAUACGAUGCCAUUUGGGAAAAGGGUUUGGCUAUUAAGAGGGCCACCUCCAUCCUUGACGCCUGUCCUUCUUGGUGAAAGCAGGGCUUCCUCAGCGCCGGCGUGCUGCCUGUCUUCCAGGGCACGUACACCUUCUCGGACGGGCUUCAGUACGAUGCGAAGAACUGGCAUUACUGCGACAGCUACGAUCGGAGGUUUUACACGGAGAUCUGCCACGGCCUGAAGCCUACAGGUAUCUCUCAACUCACCAAUAUGGACCCACCUAGAAAAAUCCCUGCAGGCUGUUACGACUGUGGAGACGGCUUCUAUGACCCGACCACGCGGGUGGUGAAGGACUACAAGGAUCGCUUUCUGAGAAACGCAGAUGACGACGAGCACGAGUGGAUCACCCGGACGUGUCGGAAGAGCACAGAGGAGACCAUGGGUCAGGAGCCCAAGCUGUGA